AUGGCUAGUUCUAUGAACAGCAGGAACCGCAUUCGUCGUCGACUGGCUGCGAUAUCCUUUCUGUCCAACAUCUCGCUGGACGGUACCCAUCGGGACACGAAGCUCGGUCCGCUGCACGGAGGCGGAGGAGGCGUUGCGUCACUUGCCGGUAGAGCGGGUGGUACGGUUAGCCACACCAGUGCGGCACUAGCGCUGAACAACAAUGAUCUGGACGGUGUCGGCACGUGUAAUGACGAGUCGGGAGAGGAUGGGCCCGAUGCGCCUGGGGGGACAGUUGCUGCCGGCAGGGAACGAGGAGGUGGAUGGCAACCGGGCGGAGUUGCACCGUGCGAGGGUGUUGCGGCCGGCUUGAGCGGGUCGGCCCACCCGCUGGCCGCUGCCGAUGGGCAGCAGAGGGCACGGGCCAGAACUGGAACGUUUAGCAAAAGUCCCGAACGCUACGCCGGAAAGCGGAUCGACAGCGAGGGCAACAUGGUGGUCAGCAAUGGCUCGUCGGCCAAGGGCACACCGGCCAAGGAUCGUGAAAAUUGGAAUCCCAACGAUGGACGGCUGAACCAUACGGCGGACAAGCGCUCGCGAGCGAACUCCGCCACGCAGCGUCCAACCGGUGCGAAACGGUCACUGCUGAUGAACACUAGCGCGGGUGCAAUCGUAACCGGUGGUGCGUCCGGCGGCAGUGGUGGCAAUGGGUCAGAUGAUCCACCCCGCCCCGGCGGUGCUGCGAUGGGCUGGCAUACGAACAGCAGCACGGAAAGCCUCAUCCAGGGUCGGCCGAACCGGAGCGUCGUCAUCAACGAGCAGGGUGGUGGCGGUGGUGCGUAUCCGCGCGAGGUACGCUACUACAACCAGAUGGACGUACGGCGCCACCCGACCGGCUUCCAGGAGGACCGCAUUGUGCUGCUGGCGAAGAAGGCACCGUGUCACAUAUUCUCGGUGUUGCCGUACUGCAAGGGGAAGGCAUCGCGGGCCGAAAUGCGCCGCGAGCGCCGCCGUCAUCCGUCCGGUGCGCGUCCACUGUCGUCGAUUAAUGACGCACCGUUCGAUGCGUUCCGUUUGCUCGGCAUCGAACGGGGUGGUGAGGUGGGCCAGGAAGUUUCGUACGGAUACUUGCUGAUUCCGUCGCGGGCCUAUCACCGCGAGAAGAAGCACACAGAGAAGGCUAUAAAGAGUGGGUUCGAAAUCACGAACUUCGCGUCGCUGGAGAAUCAUGCCGCGGCACGGUACUAUGAUACGUUGAAUCGUAACAGUGCGGCAAGUCCGUCGCAGACGGUGGCCACAUCGGGAGGGACCGGUGGGGCUGGUGCUGGUAGUGGACCAUCGUCAGGAUUGCUGGACAUCUCGAAAGAGUACGAAGACGGGUACACUUCCAUUUCCGGGAUACAAUACUCGGCCAACAUUCUGGACGAUCCGGAGCUGAUCGCCGGCAAGCAUCGUACGCUGCUAACAUUCACGUCGUACGUGACAUCCGUCAUUGACUAUGUGCGGCCAUCCGAGCUGAAGAAGGAGCUGAACGAUCAGUUCCGCGAAAAGUUCCCACAAAUCCAGCUCACGCUCAGCAAACUUCGCAGCAUUAAACGGGAGAUGAAGCGCAUCAACAAGCUGGACAAUCGAAUCGACUUUCUGACCAUCUCGCAAGCGUACGUCUACUUCGAGAAGCUUAUCUUGUCCAAGCUGGUCAACAAGGAGAACCGGAAGUUGUGUGCCGGCGCUUGCCUGCUGCUGAGUGCCAAGCUGAACGACAUCAAGGGUGAGGCACUCAAGAGCUUAAUUGAGAAAACGGAAAGCGUCUUUCGCCUGAACCGUAAGGAACUGAUAGCUUCCGAGUUUGCCGUGCUGGUGGCGCUGGAGUUUAGCCUGCACGUACCGACACAGGAAAUUCAUCCGCACUAUCAACGUUUGAUGUACGAAUCCUAG
Anopheles marshallii is the source of this 1914-nucleotide messenger RNA. Its product is annotated as CDK5 and ABL1 enzyme substrate 1. Gene Ontology annotation, biological process: regulation of cell cycle. The record is from RefSeq and is a predicted model, not a curated record. Lineage: Eukaryota; Metazoa; Arthropoda; Insecta; Diptera; Culicidae. Bases 1 to 1914 code for a protein of 637 amino acids. The transcript has 5 exons.